CACACCUGUUUGCAAUUUACCUGUGACUAUGACAGCUUAGCCACAUCCGCUCAAGUUUGUCAGGGACAUGGAAGAGUUAUGCCCCCUCGAAGAGUAACCAGUACAGAACCUCUUUGCUGUUGUGAGUACGAGAAUAUCAAGGGAGAGAAAAGUCAUAUUCUCGCCUGCUGCUGUGACUGUGAUGCUCUUGAUGAAGCUUUUGACAGGUGCAUAACCUGCCAGAGAAUUUCUCCCAGGAUGCAAGCUCGAAUUCUGAACACUGUUAGUGACCGGUGUCGAAUUCCCGGCAUUUUAGGACAUGGGGCCACGAAGCUUCGUCUUGACAUAAUUGUUCCCAUGGUAACAGUGCCACUAUGCGUCCUCAUAGCAACAACUGGACCAAUCAUGACUGUGCUAUCGCUAUCAUUCAUGCCACUGUUUAUGUUGUUUUUUUACCGAACAUGGCGAAGAAACUCCGAAAAGACGCGAACACCAUUCUUUUUCAUUUGGGGCUUGGUCUCUGUGAUAUUGAUGUUUGUGACGUUUCAAGCCUUCAUUGUUGCUUUCCGUGAAAUUUUAUUGUGGGAGAAUAUCAUACUAACAUCCUGUUUUUUUUGUAUGAUGUAUUAUAUGACAAAAGCUAAAUUGAAUAGUCACUCUUUACGUCCAUAUGCCACAUACAAACCCCGUCGGAGGGAAGAUAUUUAUAGCUCAAAUAACAAACACAAAAACAGCUCUAUGGAAAUGAAGGAGAAUUCAAAGGAUUAUACUCAAGUGGAUAUAGAGAAAAGCAUUAGAGAUAAUAAUAUUGGGAUAUCUCUUGAACAAAUGACAUCUACAUCUUUACCUGAGGAGGAUGUCACAUGGGUGGACUCUCGACCAAUCACAGAUGGGAAAUUGAUCACCUGGUGUGAAGAAUGUGGAAUUAAAAAGCCGCCUCGCUCAGGGCAUUGUACUGUAUGUAAAGCCUGCUUUGAUGUGCGUGAUCAUCACUGUGUUUGGAUAGACUGUUGUAUAACUGCUAAUAAUCACCGUCAUUUCAUGGCAGCCAUGAUGUUGUUUGUGUUCUGUGGGUUCUAUGGCGUCCACCUCACUUUGACUACUGUCUGCACACCUCAGUUGUACUACGGCUGGUUCCUGCUCCCAAAUGACUGUCGGUUUUUAUAUGUUGAUUUCCAGACAGCAGUGAGUUUUGUCAGUGGGCUGUACAGUUUGCUGGCUGCGUGUUUAAUGUCCUGUAACCUGCUGUAUCAAACCAUCCUAAUCUCUCAGAACAUCACAUCCCAGGAAAUGCACAUGGCCAGCAAACGGAAAAUGACCAAGUGCUAUGGCCUCAGGGCCUGUAAAAAUAUUCACGAUCGAGGAUUUUUUAGAAAUAUUUUACUAUUUCUCACCUCAAAGAGGACUAAUAUGGGUGUUAUAAAAAUAUAAAUGAGUUAAAGGGGUAUGUUACAUACAAAUCUUGAUAUAAUUGUUAAAGGAGUAUACUACAUUUCGAUGACAGUAUGGAAGAGUUUAAGGUGUAUGGUACAUUAAACCACUAUUAGAAUUGUUAGUGGUGUAUAUUAUUUAGAAUGGCAGUAUGAAAGAGUAUGGUACAUUAAUACACUAUUAUAAUCAUUAGGGGUGUAUGUUACAUUGCAAUGGCACUCAGCAAGGAAUAGUUAAACGUGUAUGGUACAUCAAUACAUUAUUAAGAUCAUUAGGGGUGUAUGCUACACUUCAAUGGCAGCAAGGAAGAGUUAAAGGUGUAUGGUAUAUUUCAAUGACAGUGAGUAAAAGUUAAAGGUGUUACAUGAAUACAUUAUUAGGAUCAUUAGGGGUGUAUGCUACACUUCAAUGGCAGCAAGGAAGAGUUAAAGGUGUAUGGUAUAUUUCAAUGACAGUUAGUAAAAGUUAAAGGUGUUACAUUAAUACAUUAUUAGGAUCAAUAGGGGUGUAUGCUACUUUACAGUGACAGUAUGGAAGAAUUAAAGGUGUAUGCCACCUUGUAUUUGUGUCCUAAAGUUUUUAAGUUAAGGGUAUAUGAUACAUUAUGUUGAUAGAGUUUUAACUCAUCUACAUAUGGCAUAUGGCAACUCUCAUCUGUAUUUUAAUCCAUGGUCCAAAUUGUCAGCCUUAUUUCUCUAAAUGAAUUUGAGUGUGACAUAUAUGUACAUUAAGGUUACAGAUGUGAUGUGUUUUCGAAUUAUGCUACAGGCCUAUUGGGCCUCUUGUCAAACAGGUAAAUAGAAUAUAUACAUUGUAUAUAUAAAAUUCAAUUUACAUUUAGAGCCAUGUUCCUUGUUGUUGAGUAAGAAAAAUGUCUGCAAUUUAAUACUUUACUUAAAAGCCAUCAACAGUUUCUGACUAAAACUUGAUAAGUUAUUAGUAAAGCUGAUAAUUCACAACAAUUCAUGAUGGUUGAGGUAGAUAACUCUUACAAGUAUUUGACAUGCAAUGUAGCAUAAAAAGGUACAAAUUGUAACAUUCCAAUUGUAAGUCUUAUCAUGUUAAUAUUUUCCCUCCUUUCAUCAAUAUUCAGUAGGAAGUAUGCAUUUGUUUACUAGUUAUAAUUUUAAUGUUCAUCAAAACUAUCAAAAAUAUCUACAAAGAUGAUGACAAGAUUUUUUUUAGAAGCCAAAAUUAGAUUAAAACUUAAAAAAAAAAAAGAUGUAAAUGUUCAUUCUUUUAUUGAAAAGUAAACAGCAUUUUGUUGAUGAAUUUCUGUUUAAAUUUGAUCUGGAUUUUAAAAGACUAUUUUGAAAUAUUUUUUAUCUUAUUUUCAUUCUUUAAUUUCAUACUUUUAUAUAAAAAAACAUGAGAGAAAAUAGUCUUUAGUUUAAACAAAGAUACAGGCAAGAAAAAGUUUCUGUGACUUAAAAUUGAAUAAAGUUAAAUUUAAAUGGAUGAUGUCGCUAUUUAUUGAGGAUAGAACAAAUAAAUGUGAUUAAAACUUUUUCAGAAAUUGUCAUUACACUGAAAAGUAGAAACACAUUUUUGAAAAAUUUCUUUUGCACAUGAUUUAUACCAAUACACACUUCUGUCAUUUUUCAGUUGAUUCAGUCAUUAUAGGCCCUUACCGAAAUCAUCAGUUGGUGGAUUUGUUAAAUCAUAUUUACCUUUCUGACAAAGUGCAAAUAUUGUAAUUUUUGUGCAGUCACAUGAAUUGUGAAAUUAAUUCCUCAGGUAAAUUGGCAAUUAUGGUGUAAUCAACCCUAGUAGAAUAGAUAUGUAUUUAAAUACAUUAUGUAUAGGGUAAAUGUUUAUAUUUGUCCCCAUGUGAUUUAUGUGAUGUGAAAGUCUAUAUAUGAGGAUCAUCUGUUAAUCUAUAUGCACUGUUCCAGAUAUUUGUGCACUGUCCCAGGUAAUUGUAUAUAUAUACAUUUUUGACUUAUAUUAUACUUGUGUAAUAGUUAACUAUUUUCUAAUCAAGCUCAUUAUAUUUAACAUUGUUAAUUGUUAUUGAAACAUCAGGUAAUCAUUGAAAUCCUGUCUGCAAGUUGUGACUGUUGAAUCUAGCUAGAAAAUAAUUUACAUAUUUCACCAACUUACUUAAAUUAUUAAAAUAGAAUUUCUUUAUUAAUUCAUGUAUUUAAUCUUAUUGAUAUGAAUAUGUUAUCUACUGUUCUUUGCCUUUAAAGCACAUUUUAAAAUCUUAUUUGUUUUCAUGUAAUGGAGAUAAUUAUUUUUUCAUUGCCUUCCUCCUAGUUCAUCUACCUUCAGAGAUUCUACAGAAUGAAGCAUAGAUAAAAUCUCUCUGUAGGAAGUGGCCAGAUGUUUUUACCAUGCAGAUGAUACAUCGUGGCAUAUUACUUCACAUGUUCUCCAGAAGAGACCCCUGUCCCAGGUUUUCAAGUGGUACUAUAAUGGUGGUGCCCAUGUAGCAGAAGUCGUGACAUAUUUCAAUGUCUCUGCUUGAGAUUGAACCUUGAACUUCAGACUUUCUAGUCCUGUCCGAGGUUUUCCAGGGGUAUUUUUUUGUUCUUGUGAAGAUAAACUGUAUAUAAUGUCAAUGUUUCCUUCGUCCCUGCAUGGGCAUACCCAUACCCCUGUAACAGAAGUCAUUGUUAUUGGUGCCUCAGAUCAGACCCCUGGGACCUGACUGGCAAUCUAGUCUGAUACGCUCAAGCAAGCUUAAGAGAAAUUCUCCCUGACCGAGUUAGAAGGAAGUUUCUAACAUUUUAAUAGGGUGGUGCUUAUAACUAAUGGGGAGCAUGCUUAAUGAAAAACUGCCCUUACACGCAAGUACAUUUGCCUUAUAAUGUGAGAAAUGAGAUAUCUAACAAGUCCAUAUUUGGCAUCUGCCUUACAAAGCACCUGUCAUUGUCAAAAUUUUGAUAAUUUUGUUGUAAUUGAAAUUUUUAUUCAUUUUCAUAGAAUAAUAUGCACAUUACUUGAAAUAUGAUAUCUUAUAUCCUUUUUGGAGGUCUUGCCCUAUGGUGUCUUCAUAUUUCAAAGGAAUGAGUCCCUUUUUGUGGAUUUGCCUGGGUAAUUGAAAUAUACCAGUGUGUAAUGAUUUAAUUUGUAUUGGAAUAUCUUCCUUAUCAAAUUAGUACCUUUCAUAUUUUUUCCAUGAACUGUAUAUAUUUCUUUCAGGCAUGCACAUAUACUUUUUGGGAUAACGAUAAUCUAUUUUAUAUUGAUAAUGGUAAAAUUGAUAAUUGUGGUGAAGUGUGCAAAAAUAUUAGAUUUAACUCUUUGAUAUUUUUUUCCUUUAUCACAACUUUGUCAUUUAAGUGUGUUCCCUCCCGAUACUCCAGGGGUUAUGAUCUCAUGUGCUCUUAUUACAAGAAAACAGCAUACGAGAUUGUAACCCCUAAAGUACAUGUAUCAAGGAUGAGUGUGUCCAGGGCUUUAGGAUGCAUAUGGAAAAUAUGAAGACAUGGAAGUUUAAAAAGCAAAUUUACACAUGAAGUCCAUGGGGGAGAGCAAUUUACACAUGGAUGCGAUGUUUUUCUGUUGCAUAGAUGAGAAUUAUGUCAUAAAUAUAAUUAUAGAUUGAUCUUUAUUGAAAUGUGAUUAUAUUAGAAAAUGAUUUAUUUUUAAUUACAGAAAUAACUGUAGAUAUUUUAUAUGUUAGUGAUAUAUUUUUUUGUGAUAGAAAUGUUUUGUGUGAUUUUUUAUUGUAUGAAAAUCCUGAAAGUGAAGAAGGGAUAUUUUGUAUGAAACUGGGUCAUCUUUCAUUCAAAAUUGUGUUUAAAAGCAACAGGAAAAUGCAUAUUUUGAUAUUUUUUGGUUGUGAAAUUAUAUUAAAUGUAAAUGUGAUUCUAUCCAAUCUUUAUGGGCUCUUACUCUCGUUCCAGAGAGGCCAUGAACCUUACUUUUUUCCUGUCUUUAUAUGUGUAUGUAUAUAUAUAUAUAUAUAUCAAUAUUAUGUUUGUGUGUGUGUGUAUUUAUUUAAGUUUUCCAGAUCAUACAUAUGAUUUCAACAAUUAAUUAAUCAUUAAUAAUAAUAAUAAAGAUAUUUUCAGCAUUAAAAUAUCUUUCCUUAAAACAAUUUUGACAAGCGAAGUUGGUGUGAAUCCUGAACUGUGAAGGUUCACAGAUCAUAACUUUUAUGCAAUGUAUUGGGUAAAUACACAAGUGUGUACGCUAUAUUACAUUUCUUCUUUAGGCGUAUUUCUUGUCAAUUUUCAAUCUAACUAAAUCAGUCUUGUGAUUUCUGCUCUUCUACAAUACUCUACGAUACACUGCAAUACAAGAUUUAACAAUACCCUGUGGGAGGUCAUCUCAUCAUGCUCUUCUACAAUACUCUACGAUACACUGCAAUACAAGAUUUAACAAUACCCCGUGGGAGGUCAUCUCAUCAUGCUCUUCUACAAUACUCUACGAUAUACUGCAAUACAAGAUUUAACAAUACCCCGUGGGAGGUCAUCUCAUCGUGCUCUUCUACAAUACUCUACGAUAUACUGCAAUACAAGAUUUAACAAUACCCUGUGGGAGGUGAUCUCAUCGUGAGCAGAGGAGCGGAAAUUACAAGUCUAGUUUUAAUUAGAUUGUGUCAAUUUUAAAAUACUGGUCGGCUAAUAAAACACAAACCUGUUUUAAUGUACAUGGCCACAUGAAUGUUUGUAAAUCAGUCUAGCUAAAGCUAUAGAGAAUUCCUACAAAUUGAAUAUUGUAUGUUUGAUUAUAUUGGUAAAUUAAGGUGUAUGAUUUCCAUAAGAACAAAUCAAGUAGAUGCUUUUGUGCAAUUUUUGUGAAAACUAGCAUCAUAUGAAUUUCUAACUUGUGAGGAAUAUCCCUAUAAUUCCUGCAAACCUCGAAAUAUUAGCCCCUUAAAAUUAUACAGAAGACCUCAUUAUACAUUUUACAUCCAAACAAAAAUUCACAGCAAUUCAUGUUUUCUAUAGUAAAUUAUCCUUUAUCAUCUCUACCUACGGUUACCAUGACAAUGUACAUAUUUUAAUGUUUUGUAUUCCAUAAACCUAUUGUAAUAAGUGAUGUACAUGUAUCCAUAUAUACAUGUUUUUAUAUUUCAUUGUUUGAAUUAUGCAUAGAGAAAAAUUGUUGAACAUAUCUAUGAAAAAAUGUGAAUCCUAAAAAAUGUUCAGAUGAUAGUGUUAUAUAUUUGAUCAGUGUAUGAACUGUAUAAUGAGAACGAUUAAGCCAAACUUGUGUACCAGGUAAUCUUUUUUUAGAAAAUUCGUGUAAAUCAAAUAUUGAUUCUUAAACUAGCUAUAUAGUCUGUUAUCCUUUUUGAUAUACAUGUAUUUACAAAAGCACAGGGACUUGACACAAAAUUCUAACCCCAUAGUAAAGAUAUAUGUAUACAUUUUAUGGACCAUGGAUUGGGAAUUCAUACCAAGUGCCUAUGUAUAAAAGGUCCCAGUUUAUUACAUUCAAUGAUAUCGGAGGUUAUUUUUGUCACUCAUAUCUCUGCUGUUACAUCACUUUAGUAAAAUAUUAUAGUAUACAUGUAAUAGAUAUACAUGAACCAUUGGUUGGGAACUUUAACCAAUCCCCUGUGUACAGAAGGUCCCAGUUUUUACAUUCAAUAUCAAAGUUACAUUCCUCAGGUAAAAUGCCAUUUUCAUCUCCUGAUGUUAAAUUUAACUACUAAAGGCUAUUUUCACCAUCCAAUAUCUUCAAUUCAUCCAACACAGUAUUAUUAGUUUUUAAUGGUAUAAGUUGAUAGCACUUAAUCAUCAUUGUAUUACCAGACAUUUGAAGUAAUUAGCACUGCCUCAAUCCGUGUAUUGCUGGUAUGAAGUCUACUCCUAUAACAUAAGAGGCCGCUGGUCGGCUCUUUUUCUAUCGGAUAUUAUUUUGCCAACUGUUACAUGGCGCCUGUCAAAAGUAUCUCGCCGUGUUAAACCUCUAACAUUGUUGGAGUAGUAUGAAGUCUUCAAUCACAAUCCAAAAACUAAUCUUCAAUUACAAUCGAAAAAAUAAAUGUAGUGUCUCCAAUUAGGCUACAAUCUGAUAAUUGGUCUCCAAUUACAAUCCUAAAAUUACUCUCUAAUUACAAUCCGAAAAUCAACCUCCAAUUACUAUCCUAAGAUUUAAGGUUAUAUUCAUUUCUGGUAUUACACUAUUAUUUUUGUCUUGCUUAUUCUUCAGAAAUCCCAUUUGUUAGUUUUAUUUACAUUUGUUUUUAAAUCAUCUAGUGAUAAGCUAUCCCACCUAGUACGAAUGCACUGCAGGGACUGUACAAAGGACUUGUGUUACCAGUAAUGUUGAAUGUUUGUGCUGAAAAAUCAUUUUCAAACUGUAUCAUACAGCUGCUUCAUCUUUCUCAGGCUUCUUAAUGGGUGGUUAAGGUUUCCCCGACACUUUAUCAUUAGUGCUCCACCUCUGGGUUGCGAGUUCGAAACUCACGUGAGGCAGUUGCCAGGUACUGACUGUAGGCCGGUGGUUUUUCUCCGGGUACUCCGGCUUUUCCUCCACCUCCAAAAUCUGGCACGUUCUUAAAUGACUCCAGCUGUAAUAGGAUGUUAAACAAAACAAACCAAAUCUCAAGGAUGCUAGAGCUAGGACAAAAGUUUAGAAUUCUACAAGGGAAUUGAGGGAAAUUGAAAUAGGCAUGAAGAGAUAUUGAAAUAAGGAUUGAUACAUACCUCGUAUGCAUUAACAACCCUCAUUAAUGGGUAAAUUUAUUAUUUAUUAAAAAAAACAUGAAAAAAUUGUUGAUAUUCCAAACAGGUUCCAUCAUUCAUAAGAAUUUAAAUAUGGCAUAUUAUUUUUCUAUUUUUACAGUCAUUCCAUUCAAAAUGAUACCAUUCCAGUCACGACAAUUUGUAUUUUGUUGAAUUAAAUACAUAUGUAUGUUGUUUCGUGUUACAAUUUACCAUUUAUACAUGUACCAGGCGUACCUAAGGUUGGCUCUGUUAUUUCACUGUGUAGAGCGGAGUGAGUCAUGUGAAGACAACAAAUUAUUACUAACUUUUUAUAUCGAUCUGGCAUCGAUUGAUCUCCGACCAAAAAGUUGUCAGAAUAAUUUGGACUAUCAUGUGGACUUAUUUUUCAAACUUGAGCAGCUGUUUUAGUAACGUUAUUAAUAAAUAUUAGAGGUGCCUUUCAAUCAACUCUUUUUUCUGAGUUUAUCUUCUGCCUUAAAAGUUAGAUAUAUUGACGGUAUAUAUAGAUAUGACUGAUGGUGUUGCUUGGAUGUGUUCACAAUUUUUGAUAAAUGACGCUCACGUUUUGCAAAAUCAUACUACUGUUAUACAAUAAAUGUAUCUCAUGUC
Pecten maximus is the source of this 8651-nucleotide messenger RNA. Its product is annotated as palmitoyltransferase ZDHHC23-like. Gene Ontology annotation, molecular function: protein-cysteine S-palmitoyltransferase activity. Gene Ontology annotation, biological process: protein targeting to membrane; peptidyl-L-cysteine S-palmitoylation. Bases 79 to 1410 code for a protein of 443 amino acids. NCBI's taxonomy places the organism in Eukaryota, Metazoa, Mollusca, Bivalvia, Pectinida, Pectinidae. The record is from RefSeq and is a predicted model, not a curated record. Gene Ontology annotation, cellular component: Golgi apparatus; endoplasmic reticulum. The transcript is spliced from 6 exons.